Molecule: messenger RNA, 1827 nt
Organism: Saccoglossus kowalevskii
Lineage: Eukaryota; Metazoa; Hemichordata; Enteropneusta; Harrimaniidae
Source: RefSeq, a predicted model, not a curated record
AUGGAACUUCUCCAGAAAGAUGACAUCGGCGAUACAACAGUGCCAAAGAUAUAUUCAGGAACAGUCACGUUCUUUAGGUACACAAAAGAUACGCCACCCCCGGCUUAUGCCAUAACAAAAGAAAUGGAAAACGAUGUAGCAUUUAAAAAAAUUGACUCACUCUCAUUCAAUGUGCAAAAGGGUGUUCCACCGUCACAGUCUCAAGUGGACGAGUCUUAUUCAGAGGGUGAGAAACAUUGCAUUGUUCAUCUAUCGACACACCCAGCACACGAAAUUCUUCUGCCUUCAGACUUUUCACUAGAAUUCCCAAACGCCUUUCAAAACUCCGACGCUAUAGAUAUCACUGGGUCUCCAGUCGAUAUAAUGGAGUAUUCGGUCAGCCUUGGCAUCUACGAACAGUUGCUCAGUAACGUUAUAAAAAUCACUCCAGCUGACUUCUGCCUUGUUGUGCCACUGGUAUUAACGUACAACUUUCGCGAUCAAUCAAAAUACGAUGAGGCCGUUAUAAAAUGCAGCCCAAAUGGUUUUAGUGACUGGGAAAUACUGGAAACGAUAAAGGUUGCGCAGAAAUACAAAACGUAUAUUAAGAAGUUCCAAUACUAUGCUGCAAUUUCAAGACCCGUUGUAGACCAGUUUACCAUUACUGAAUUAGCCAAAGUGUGUACCUCUUCGGUUGACGACAAUAUAUACAUUGAUGUACCUGCAUCUAGUACCGAUUGUACCAGAAACUUAAAGCUACAGGUUGUUUGCGUUGAGGAGAGCCUAGUUAGCCAAGUGAUCAAGGAGUUCGACACACCAAUAUCUAUUGAGAAAAUUGUCUCAGUUUCCGAUGACUCCAAUAAAGCGUUUAAGAAAUCAGUUCGUCUGAACAUGCCGACGGCCCCACCCUGUAUUAACAUGAAUGACGUAAGUCUCACAGUACUAACAGACAGCAAUGACGACCUCUGGAAAAAUGUGACUAAUUGGUCGAAGAGUGUGAAGGAGAACAUAUGUAUUGAUCUUAAACAUUUUUCACGGCACGCGUCUUUACGAUGUAAACCACGACUAUCCAAACAAGCUAUGCAGAUGAUCAGCAAGAGAUUGACUAAUAGGGUUAAAAUGGUCAAUUUUGUGCUACUGCAAAAUGUGGAAGAUCCAUGUAGUCUUUGUAUUGACUGUGUUGAUUCUGGGCUAUUGAAAACACGACUAGAUGAAUUAAAGGGCAAGGAUUCUAUAUCCGGUGUCUCAUUCAGCGAGGCCAAAGGUCAACUCGCUUACAGUAGAGAUAUAGAGAUACAAGAUGGCGAUAAGAUUUUUCUUAUUGUGAAAAGUGACUGCAUAGAAUGGGAGAAUGGAAAUGAUCGACGCAUGAUGUAUUUCCGCUCAAACGCCAAAAACCAUGUAAUAGACCAGGUUCGCGUGACAAAUAGACCACGAGGUCCUGAAGCUGUUGGUCGCAUGUCAUUUAACUCGUGUGUCAAGCCAAAGACAGGAGUAUCAAGAUUCAAGGAAGUUGCAGUUAGACAAGAUGUUAUACUACAUAUUGCAACUAAUUUACCAGUUGACACUUGGCAGCGUUUCGGACUCACGCUUGGCUUGACAGACGCUGAUAUUGACAACAUUUCUGCAAAUAUAAAAAGUGUUUGGGACAGAAAGUACGGCAUGUUGCGUAGAUGGCAGGAAGUACAAGGAUCAGACGCCUCAACUGGUACCAUUCUCAGAGUGCUUGAUUCAUUAGGACUCAGAAACAUGGCGGAAAAUGUAAAGAGCAUGCUCACACGCGAAGCUGACCAUACAACUGAAAACGUGACAGAUGAUAAAGUCGAUUACACAUCGAUUGUCAUGUGA